UCGCUCUGAAGUAUUUACCAAUUUAUGAAACGAGACUAUUGAUUGGUUGGUCGUGGUCACAUGGUAGUGCGUAUGUCCGUUACUCGUUAUUAGUUUGGCGGGCACGCUAUAGUCUGUGAGUUUCAGUGGUAUUAACUUGAACACGUAUUAAAAUGGCUGGUGGUAAAGCAGGUAAAGAUUCCGGGAAAGCGAAGGCCAAAGCUGUAUCUCGUUCAGCCCGUGCUGGAUUACAGUUUCCAGUAGGAAGAAUACAUAGACAUUUGAAAAAUAGAACAACAAGCCAUGGACGUGUUGGAGCUACAGCCGCAGUUUAUUCAGCUGCUAUUUUGGAAUAUUUGACUGCUGAGGUACUCGAAUUGGCGGGUAAUGCCUCAAAAGAUUUAAAAGUAAAACGUAUCACACCACGUCAUUUACAAUUAGCCAUCCGUGGUGAUGAAGAAUUGGACAGUUUAAUAAAAGCCACUAUUGCGGGUGGUGGUGUUAUACCUCACAUCCACAAAUCACUUAUUGGAAAGAAAGGGGCUCACACGCAACCUGCUUAAACAAUUAAGACUAAAAAUAAUUACAACAAAUAAAUCAACGCUUAUGGAUUCAAAAUAUAAUCAAAAAAACAUGAAAUAAAAAUUAAAUUUAAUUAAACUUAUUUAAGGAAUGCCAUUAUUUUUCAUCAAACAUUUAAUUAAUGAAUAGAUGAAUAUAUUGUGUAUCAUUUUAAUAAUUUAGAACGGUGUUCAACAAAUGUCGAUCGAAUGAUGUAUCGUUAUCUUAUAAUCGUUAAAAAACAAACAAAAAAUCAAAAUGUAUGCCAAUAAUCUGUUUUAAUAUUAUUGACGUACAUAAUCACCCCACCAUAUAAUUAUCAUACCUACCAAUUUAUUGUAUCAGGCACGUACAAAGAAUAUUUUCUCAAAAGGGGGGUAUUUUCAUAUUCAAAUUGUAAUUCCGUUUAUUAUCUAUAAGCCAUUACUGGAAUUGUAUUUUCCAUAUUCUGAAUACGUGCCAUGAUGAUUCUUUUAUUUGAUAAAAACCUUUUAUUAUUACUUUUUCGUUUAUACUCGAAA
Molecule: messenger RNA, 1061 nt
Organism: Chrysoperla carnea
Lineage: Eukaryota; Metazoa; Arthropoda; Insecta; Neuroptera; Chrysopidae
Gene: His2Av
Product: histone H2A.V
Exons: 4
Coding region: 153-542 (129 amino acids)
Cellular component (GO): nucleosome
Molecular function (GO): structural constituent of chromatin; DNA binding; protein heterodimerization activity
Source: RefSeq, a predicted model, not a curated record